AUGCAUACGCUUUUAUCUGAGACGCUGCAGAGACACGAACAACCACAACAACAACAACAACAGCAGCAACAACAACAACAACAACAACAACAACAGCAGCAGCAACAACAACAACAACAACAACAACAAAAGGUGCAGAAUGUCAUAGAUGAAACAGCCAGAACACUAGGCUUAGCACAAACACUGCUUCUUUUGGUCUUGGUGGCCCUAGACCGACUCCAUCAUCGUAGUUCGCUUUCACUUCUCCUGAUCCAUCUGCGUACACAGCUAGAUUCUCUCAUAGAUAACCCUCCUGCUCACUCGGGUAGAGUCUUCCAACUCACAGAGAAGAACUGGCAGUUGGUCUUUGAACACGCCUCCUAUUUCCACAUUGAAGACUUGGCGGCAAUCUACAACGACUUGCUUGAACAUCCUCUUGAGUUGACCUUCACCUCCUUCAAAAUUAGAAUUUUGGCGUCGUCAGAGAGUAUCCAAGAUUAUCUGCAUUUCAAUGGAGUCUUUGAUGAAGAGUCCAUAAUUGCAUAUAACGAAUCCAAAAUUGCUGGGCACAUCCAUCGAACGGCCUUCUCUAGAGAAUCGGGUCUUGGAGACAACCCAAGCAGAGCAUCUUCUCAUGAUGUUUGCCGUAUAAUCCAGUCGGAAAACUUUACUGAUUUCCAUUUGAAAAGAUGGAAGGUAUUACGUUUGUUAGACAGGCACAUAUUCAAGCCCGCCACUACUGAGUGA
Pichia kudriavzevii is the source of this 726-nucleotide messenger RNA. RefSeq lists its product as uncharacterized. The record is from RefSeq and is a predicted model, not a curated record. The transcript has a single exon. The coding region runs from base 1 to 726 and encodes 241 amino acids. NCBI's taxonomy places the organism in Eukaryota, Fungi, Ascomycota, Pichiomycetes, Pichiales, Pichiaceae.